AUGGCAACAACACAAAGCCAAAAUAAACAAUCGAAUGUCUCCAGCGACAACAACAUCAACAAGCUCACGCCAGCCCAAACCGAGGCAAGAGGCAUCCUCAAUCAUGUUCUUACUCAACUCCAAUCUCACCCCCACUACAACACCACCUACGGCCCCUGGAUCCAACGCAACGGCCACGCCCAACUCCUGGCCUUCUGCCAUACCCUCGUUCUUCCCCAAACCUGGAAUUUUCUCUCCCACCGCUGGUCUCUCGAUGCCCUAAAGCCGCUCUCAGGGGACCUGCGCUACUCCGGCCGCGCCAUCUACCUCGACGGCAUCCUGGGCCUCGACAAGCGACUGCGCAUCUACGUUGGGCAGAGCCACAAUCUGCGGGCUCGCGUGGCGCAGCAUCUGAAUUUCAGAUACAGAAGAGAUCAUAGCUCGCUGCACUACUUUGCGCUGCAGGAGAGCGUGUACAAUGUACUUGGCGCCGUCAUUUUUCUACCUGGUGUGAAUAGUGGGCCGGGCACGGAUGACAUGGCGUUGCUGAUGAAUGUGCUCGAGUUGUGGAUGUGUCUUGUUUUUCGGUCGUUGCCGAUGCAGGUGCUUGAGGAGUGGUUGCCCGAUGAUGGGUCGGUGGAGAGGAAGAGGAAAGUAGGGAGGGAGGGGGUGGUCGGCGGACUCAAUGUUGCGUGUCCGCUUGACCAGGGAAGGGAAGAUAGGGCGUUUGUGGAUUUGAGGGACGACGAGGAUCCGCUUAUUAAGGCGUAUUUGAAGGAGGUUAGGAGGAAGAAGGAGGAGGAGAGGGAAGAGGAGCAGGAAAUUGUGAGAAGGAAGGAAGCGUAUGUUGAGAAAGCGAGGGGGUACAAGGGAGGAGAUGGAGAUAUACGUAUUCCGCAAUGGGUUUUGUACAGUGUAUUGGCAGGGGUUCUGGGAUAUGUCUUGGUUAGUAGUAGGGUGGGACAGAGGCUAAGAUGGUGGAUGAGAUAG
Molecule: messenger RNA, 969 nt
Organism: Bipolaris oryzae ATCC 44560
Lineage: Eukaryota; Fungi; Ascomycota; Dothideomycetes; Pleosporales; Pleosporaceae
Exons: 1
Coding region: 1-969 (322 amino acids)
Source: RefSeq, a predicted model, not a curated record